Molecule: messenger RNA, 877 nt
Organism: Meloidogyne enterolobii
Lineage: Eukaryota; Metazoa; Nematoda; Chromadorea; Rhabditida; Meloidogynidae
Source: the annotation of a GenBank genome assembly
AUGUUUGUUGGUGUUGGCCCUGGACGUGUGAGGGAUAUGUUCGAAAUGGCGCAAAAGAAAUCACCUUGCAUUCUUUUUAUUGAUCAGAUUGGGCUAUUGGGAAAAAACGAGGCGGUCGCUUCUCUAUUGGAGGACAUUCUGACAAUGAACAGGAAAAUACGCUCAAUCAAUUACUCGUGGAGAUUGAUGGUUUCUACUGAGGAAGCCAAUGUUGUAGUAAUCGCAGAAACAAAUCGAUCAGAUGUGUUAGAUCCACACUUAUGCGGCCUGGACGCUUUGAUAGACAAAUUUUUAUUCCUGUCCCGGAUAUCAAGGAGAGCGUCUAUCUUCCGUGUUCAUUUAAAACCGAUAAAGACUAGUCUGGAUAAAGUGCAAUUAUCAAGAAAAUUAGCUGCUCAUAUAUCCGGAUUCUCAUGUUUAUUUUUUAAAAAAAUUUUUCUAAUUGAUUUUGGAUUAGGAACUGAUGUAGCAAACGUUUGUAAUGAGGAUGCAUUAAUCGCUGCUCGUGAUGCUCAUGAUGAAGUGACUGCAAAGGAUUUUAAAAAGGCUUUUGAAAGAGGUGAAGGUACUGGAGUUGUGCGUCAUUCUUUUGCUGCUGUUGCCGAGUUUGAUUUUGAUGUUUUUAUUUUUUAAUCUUAUCAUAAAGUCCAUAACAACAGUCAAACAUUUGCCUUCGCUUGAUAAUGUUAAUGAAGAUGGAACGAAUAAAUCAGAGACAAAAACUCCUGGGAAGACAGCUUCUGUUGGUUCUGCAACGCCAAAUAUUCCUAAGGCUGACGAUUCUGUUCCUGCUAACGGUCGAACUUUUCGAAGUAGCACUACUAGUGCCACAAGUACACCGGCUGGAAAUGAAGAUGCAUUGAUGCCGGCUUCUUCA